Rotaria sordida is the source of this 1908-nucleotide messenger RNA. The record is from the annotation of a GenBank genome assembly. Lineage: Eukaryota; Metazoa; Rotifera; Eurotatoria; Philodinida; Philodinidae.
AUGAAAAUUUCCAUUGUAUUUUUCUUGCUUACUAUAUGUUCAUUAUUCCAUGAGGGAAUAAAUCUCUCAGAUGGAAAAUUUUCGAAUACAUGUGAUAAAAUAGUACUUGAACAAUAUAAUGUGAAUCCUACAACUUGUUCAUCUAAUUUUAUUAUUAAAUCUUCACAAUCUACUUAUACAAUUGAUGAACCUAUUCAUGUCACAAUUCAGAGUACUCUACCAGAUAAAAAAUUCGUUGGUAUUUAUUUAUUCGCUCAAGAUACAAAAAAUAUUAAUGUUGGAAGUUGGAAAAUAACGGAUUUAUUAAUUGAAAGUGUUUCAUGUGGUGGUUUGAUGCAUAGUUCAAAAAUAGAAAAAACUAGUAUUGAAACAGUUUGGUAUCCUUCAUCAAAUGUUGUUGGUGAUGUUAUGAUCAAAGCAAUAAUUAUUGAGAAUGACAAUACAAUUUAUAUUGAUUGUUAUAAUAUCAUUUUAACUCCACAGAUAAUCAAUUAUUCAUCAUUCACUGAUGAAACAAGUCUUGAACCAAAUACUACAACGACUACUUCUACUACUACACAAAACACUACUACAACAACUACAUUAACAACUACUUCAGCUUCUGGUAAUACAACGCAGACACCUUCACCUGCUGCUAGUGUUUCUAUCAAUGUCACAUGGACAUUUAAUAAUGAAAUCAAUGUUACAAAUGUUGUCAUGAGUGUUUACAAUUUAAAAUCAUCACAAUGGGCUGCUAUAGGUCUUGGAGUAAAAGAAGCUAUGGGUGAAGCUCAUGUAUUUAUGUGUAAACAACUUGCUAAUAAUACAAUUGUUAUAAAUCGAUAUAUAAAUCCAAAUAAGCAUGAACAUCCUGAACAUGCUGGUUCAGAACAAGGUGGUAUAUUGACACCUGUUCAACAACAAUUUAGGGAUGGUGUUGUGAUUUGUCAAUUCACUUUGUCGAAUUUUAAUAUUGAAACAUUUCAACAACUGAAAACUAUUAGUCCACUUUCUCAAACGGCGAGCUAUCAUCCAUUGUUUGCUGUGGGAUUACUGAAUAGUACUAAUGAUCCACAAAAACAUUUUGAUGAUUCACAUACAGCUCUAUCUGAAUUUGUUCAAUUAAAUCAAAAUAAAACUAUUCUUUAUAAGAUAAACAGUACUGAUGAUGGAGGUUCACUUACAUUUGUACGAGUUCAUGGAGUUAUUAUGGUUUUUACAUGGAUAUUAAUUAUUUCAACAGGUGUACUUAUUUCACGUUAUUUUAAAAAUUCUUGGGCAACGAAUUUCAUUUGUGGUAAAGCCGCAUGGUUUGCUGCUCAUCGAUUUCUUAUGAGUAUGGGUGCAAUCCUUACAGUACUUGGAUUUUUAUUCAUUUUGGUCUUUAAUCAAGGUUCAUGGGUAGAAAAAGGUCCAACACGAGCCUUUGCACAUUCUAUAACAGGUGUAAUUGCAAUAAGUUUUGCUUUCUUUCAACCUUUUAUUGCAUUAUUUCGUUGUGAACCUGAUAGUCGAUUUCGAUUUAUAUUUAAUUAUAUUCAUGCAUUUGUUGGUUUUUCAGCAUUUAUUCUUUCAAUUGCAGCACUUUUUCUAGCUACUUAUUUUAGAAUAUUGAAAGAUACAAAAGCUCGACUUUUUAUGAUACUAUGGAUAGGUUGGAUUGGAUUAAUAUUUAUUGCUUUUGAAAUUAUUCAAUCUUAUUUUCGAAAGAAAUCAAAUGAAUCAGGUUAUUCAAAUAUAAAUGUAUCGAAUACAACAAUUGGCGAAAUUGUAGAAAGUCCAAAAUCUUCAACAACAAAUUUAACUCAUUUUGUUCAGCAACAAGAAAAUACAUUAGAAAGAAAAUUAAAACAUGUUCUUCUUGCUAUACAUGUACUUAUUGCUGUUAUAAUUGCAAUUAUGAUGACUAUAUUUAUUUUUUCAACAUGA